GGUAUGCGACACUCGAGUCCUCACCAGAACACAGUUAAAGAAAAAAAGCGCCCAUAAGUAGCUCGGUUUGCUGUUGCUGUUUGCUGAAGACCCCAGUUGUCGGUGUCGAGCCAGUGUUAACAUGGGCGUGUGGGGCAGGAGCCCAGUGCUUGUGGCAAUUCCUCUGUGGAUGUGUUUCGGGAAAGCUGCUGCUCUUGCAGAACCUGAGAUCUGUUACCUGCUGGAUGGUAUCCUGUUUUUGUACGGUAUCAUCCUGACAGCUCUCUACUGCAGAAUAAAGGUCCACAGUGCUAAGGCUGGGGCUGAAGCUGGGAAUGGAAAGCCAAAGCGGAAUGGUGAAGAGGGCAUCUAUAUGGGUCUGACCCCUCAUGCCCAGGACACAUAUGAAACCAUUGGCAUGAAGAAGUGAUGUGAUGAGUUAAAGUCAAAGACAGAAAUUUUUUCUACAUGAUUUCUUAGGUAGAAAAUGAAAAAAAUCUUUUUAAAAUUUUUUUAUUUAAGUAUUGCAUAUUAUACUCAUACGCAUAGAUUUCAAGAGAAAUGUGAGAUUGUGUGUACCAGUGUUCACUUCCCUUUUGCUUUUGUAGAAUACGUGGGAUGUUAAGAAGAUGAGAAAGAAACAGGGAAGUUGAGCGCAAGACAGGCAUUUCUCAGGAAUCUGCUGUUAUUAUUAAUUCUUGAAGGAUGUCUGUUUUGGUAUGUGUGAAUGUGUGUUAAUAGGAAAGACAUGAAUCCACUCUGCCUUUAUUAUGUACCUUCCAGUAUUAUUUCUUGAAGGCAUUGAAGUCAUCCCGAUUGCUUAAUGGCAAAAAAACCCUCCAAAAAAACCAGAAGGAAGGUGUCUGUUUUGCGGCGGAAAUAGGUCUAAAAGUUUCUUAGUGUUGCGAAGAAUGGCAGAUUAUGGAUGGACGAUAUAAAGGCUAUUGGGGGGAACAAAAAUCCAACAUGCUCUAGUAAAGCUUUGG
Molecule: messenger RNA, 965 nt
Organism: Xiphias gladius (swordfish)
Lineage: Eukaryota; Metazoa; Chordata; Actinopteri; Istiophoriformes; Xiphiidae
Gene: fcer1g
Product: Fc fragment of IgE, high affinity I, receptor for; gamma polypeptide
Exons: 5
Coding region: 122-409 (95 amino acids)
Biological process (GO): cell surface receptor signaling pathway
Cellular component (GO): Fc-epsilon receptor I complex
Molecular function (GO): IgE receptor activity
Source: RefSeq, a predicted model, not a curated record